This is a messenger RNA of Amphibalanus amphitrite, 5884 nucleotides long. RefSeq names its product pecanex-like protein 4. Bases 388 to 4224 code for a protein of 1278 amino acids. The record is from RefSeq and is a predicted model, not a curated record. The transcript has 14 exons. Lineage: Eukaryota; Metazoa; Arthropoda; Thecostraca; Balanomorpha; Balanidae. Gene Ontology annotation, cellular component: membrane.
UAAGAAACAAACAACAUUGCAAACAACCAACAAACAACGUUAAGGUGCUGUAAAUUGAGGCUGACUUGUAAGAUUGUGAAGAUGAAUCCAUGUCAUGCAAAUUGGUAUUGUCUGAAGCUUGAACUUGCUUCUAUGGACCAGUUGAAUCUGACCUAAAUGGGUCCAUUCCAUACUACUCAAGCUUUGGAAGUUGAAUGCAUGAGUUAUUUGAAGUAAAUGAUUUGUCUACCCAAAGAUGCCAGCCCAGAGACAAGUUUACUGUCAUGUUUGCUAUCUGGGUUAAGUCUGAUGGCCAUCUGAAGUGAAAAUGAAGCAUCAGCCAAGACCACAAGUUUUUCGUCUGUUUGGGAGUCCCUGGAUGCCCCACACUGCCACCUGAUCCUCACGAUGGACGCCCCAAACCUGAACGUCAUCAACGACUACAAGCGGGAGUACCUGUGGCGUCGUGUGGCGCAGACGGCGGCCGGCGGCGCGCGGCUGCGGCUGCCGUUCGCCGCGCCGCUCUACGUGCCGCUGCUGCAGCUGCUGCUGCUGCUGGCGCCGGCGCUGCUGGGCGUGCCGCUGACGCUGCUGCUGCGCGCCCGGCUGGCCGCUCCGCUGGUCGGCGCGGGCGCCGCGCUGCUGUCCCUGACCCUGCAGAUUGUGGGCGUGGUGACGGAGCGCCACUCGGCUGCGCAGAGGGACGUCAAGACCAACAUCCUCGCGCAGGACGAUGAGGUGGUGUUUGAAGGGGUCUGCCACUCGGCCACCUGGGCGUUCAUCAUACCGGCCAAACGGCGGAUGGUGAGUCUGGCGCUACACCCACUGGCUGCGGGUCUGGCCGCUGCAGCCGCCGCCGUGGCCCUCUCCCCAGACACCCUCCCGGCGGUGUCCCGCCACGGUGCCGCUCUGGUGGUGCUUUUCCCGGUGCUGGGCUGGCUCAGCGUCUGCACGGGUCUGUACUCGGUGACAGUGGCGCGGCCCCCCGAACCGGCCACGCUGCGGGCUCUGGAUGACUGGGAGGUGGCCGCUCUGAACCGGCCGCUCCACCUGCUGCUGCUGUCCGCGCCGCUGCUGCUCAUCCAACACGGGUGGCCCUCUCCUACUCCCGACUGGCUGAUCACCUGUGACGUGGUGGCUCGUCUGACGAUGUGCGCGCUGCCGCUGCUCUGGCUGUUCGGGGUCAUCCCGCCGAUGGAUGUGGCCUUCGGGUGGCUCUCAGAACAGACACUGAUUCUGCUGUGCGGCGGCUCUCCCUGUGUGACGCCGUCCCGGUUGGCGCUGCAGCUGCUGCUGGCCGCCGCCCUGGCCGUCCCUCUCUGCUGCCUCCCCGCCGCCGACCGGCUGAUACCCGCCGCAGUGGGAGGCUGCCUGCUCAGCGCAGACGUCGUCGGUCUCCUGCAGUGGCUGUGGUGUGCUGCGGUCGGCCUCUGCCGCCGGCUCCCACCCUCUCUCCCCGGUGGCUGGUGGCGCUCCCUGCUCUACCCCGCCGUCUGCUGCGCGGCAGGCGGUGCGGUGGCCGCCGCGGGUAGCCUCCGCCGUCCGCCGCCAGGGGCGCUGCCGUCGCUGGGCGCCGCGCUGCUGGCGCUGGCCGCUGGCCGAGCGGUGUUUGUGGAACUGCAGCGGGUCUACUGCGCCGGUCUGCUGCGGAACUGCCUGUACCGUCCGGCCGCCGGCCGGGGGGUCAAAGGCGGGGUGCGCGCCGCCGGACUGCGGCUGCAUACACUCGGAGCGCCCCUGCUGCUGACUCUUUUCAUCACGUGGGAGAUCGAGGAGGUGGCGGCGGACCGCCCAUCCCGGGGCUCACCGGAGGACAUUCUGUCCGCCAUGUGUCUGGCACGCUGCUACCGAUGGGUGUGGCAGAACACGGAGGCCGCCCUGCCGGAGACCGCCGUGGUGUUUCUGCUCCGUCUGCUGUGGCCCACUGCUGCCACCUGGCGGCCGGAGUUCGUACUAACGGCCGCCAGCGCCCUGAGGGACCGGCUGACUCAGCUGCGCGGGAAGCUGUACAUGGCGGCCGUGCUGCUCUCGUCGUGGCUGAGCGUGAAGGAGAGGAGACGCGCUCACGUGCUGUUCGCGCUGAACACGGCUCUACUGCCCAUCACGGCCGGCCUGCUGGCGCUCUCCUGUCUGUUCUCCGCCCCCCUCCUCCCCGUCUGCACGCUGCCGCUGUUCGUGGCCACCUUCCCGCGUCGGCCGGCGGGCCGGGUACCGGCGGCGCCCCAGACCGCCGGACCAGACGCCGUAUACUACCAGCAGAUGUCGGCUCCGACCGCAGACGUGCUGGGGAGGGCCGUCUGGGACGGAUGCGCCGGGUUCGUCCAGCCCGGGGACUAUCUGCUGCUCCGGUUUGAAGACCGACUCAUGUGGGUCUAUAUCGCCGAAAUGGGAAACGCAUACAUCUACUUCUGCAUCAAGGGUCUGGAGCUCCAGGAGACCUCCUGUCACGCCGCCGAAGCCACGCGCGUGGACGCCAUCUUCGACUGCGCCUUCGACGAGGAGCGCUCCGCGGAGUCGGUCGGUCCUCUGGCGCCGUUCUGGUUCCAUGCGCUCACACCUCUCACCCAGCUGCACGUGCCGGGGUACUCGGACGCUCGCAGUCAGCUGACGGGAGUGAUCGACAACUCUGCCACUCUGGCGGCUGUGGAGGAGCUGUUCCCCAAGGUGCUGGCCUGGACGCUGGUGCAGCACCUCCUCACCACUGACGCGGUAGCGGAGGAGCAGAAGCUGCUCGCCAAGGCGGUGCAGAGUAGUGACACUGCCGGUGGUAAGAGCGCGGCCCGCGCGGACAGCAUGGAACGCUAUAAGACGGCGCUCAGCUCCCCGGCGCCGCCGGCUCUGCUCGGUGAGGUGGCGGAGUGGUCGGACGGCUCGCAGGGCUCUCUGCUGCUGUUCGAGCCGCAGAAGCCGGCCGGGGUGGCGCUGGGAGCGGCGCCCUGGCUCAGACAGGUGCUGGACGCCGAUGACGGCUCGCCGGGGUCGGACGGAGAGGGUACCGCUCCGCCGCCGCCUCCGCUCGUGUCGAGCACGACUAUCAUGGUCGGCCCGCCGGCCGGCUCUCCGUCUGGGACGGGUGCUCCCGCCUCCCCCCGCCGCUCCACACAGCUGCCGCCGAUACCGACCUCCUCGCGCCCGUCCCCGCCGCGGCGCGCCCCCUCCGGCGCCGGGUCGGUGACCACCACCCCCAGCCGGCGCCCCAGCCGCCUGCGCAGCGGCUCACGGGUAGCCCCGGCGCCCGGCUCCGAGCGGGACACUCCGCCCGGCUCGACCCACGGCUCUGUGACCGCCUCUGUCGGCCGCGUCAGCUCGUCCCGGCGACCCUCCCGCGCCGCCUGGCAGCCUCUGAUACCCUCUGCACCAUCCGUGCCGCCGCCACCGACCGCCGCGGCGCGCCGUAUGACUCCUCCAGCCGUCUGGACCUUAGCAGCACCUCCGCUCAACACCGAGCUGGCCUCCCCAUUCCCUCGUCAGUUCUGGGUGCACACUGUCACCUCGCUACUCGAGAAGGAGGCACAGAUGGCGGCCAAGGGGCAGUCGCUGACAGAGACGGUGGUGGGCGCGGCGGCGACUGACCCGGUGGAGAGUCUGGGAGGGGACGCGGCCGUGGAGAGAGUGAUGGAGAAUCACAGAGUGGUGUGUCAGCUGGUGGACUCGGCGUACCACAGCACCGCCAGACAGCUCCAGGUGGGCUCGUCUCCGGCCCGAGUGCUGUCCCUGUACAAAGAGGGCGGCGCUCCAGACACACCCGCCGGUACCUGGCUGCGAGGGGCGCCGGUGGUCGCCGCACUGGCACGGAGAGCCUACAGGUGGUCUGUGAAGUUGGCGUUGGACUCGAUCCUGCUGGGCGGGUUCGACUCGGACGACGAGCUCCUGGACACGCUGGAGGAGUACAGCACCGACUGGUACAUCGGACUGGACUCGGACCCCGGCUGGCGGCAGGCGGUCCUCCAGCACAAACCGUCACUGUUCUCACUCGGAUAUGACGACUCCAGGAACACGUACACGUCGCACCUGCUGAGUCUGGGCGACCAGACUGUCUCGGUGGGCAGUCUGAGCGCCGAGCUGGUCCGAGGAGUCUGGGCCAGUCUGGCGCUGGAGCUGCUCUACGUCACCAAUGACGAUGAAGAGCGGUACAGCAUUCAGGCGCACCCGAUGAUUCUCCGUAACCUGACUGUUCAGGCGGCCGACCCGCCGCUCGGCUACCCCGUCUUCUCCGGGCCGCCCGUGCGCAGCAGCCACGUGUGAGAACCAGUGAGUGCCACGGGUGAUAUCACGUGUGAUGACAGUCAGCAGCCACGUGUUAUACGCAGCAGCCACCAGUGAGUGCCACGUAUGAUGACCGUCGAAGCCACGAGUGAUGUGAUGACCGUCAGGGCCACGUGUGAUUUCAACGCAGCAGCCACGUGUUGUAUAUUCAUAGCAGCGAGUGAGGACCACCGGGGGAUCACGUAGCCACUUAUAAUGACUGAAGAACCCACGUGAGAUACCUGUCACUGCUACGUGUAAUAGCUACGUGUGAUAUCCACAGCAAACAUAUAUAAUGGCCGUCAUUGGUACGCGUGGUGAUUGAAGAAGUCACGCACGAAGACAGUCAGUGCCACGUGUUAUAUGACCACAUCAGUCGCGUGUGAUAGCACCAGGGCACCUCUAUGUGUUGUUCAGCUCACUCAGGCGUCCUUCGUGAUACCGUCCGUGACUUUAGGUGACGUGUCAUACUCAGAACUUGUAAUGACCACUAGUUGUGAUUAUGUAAGAUCUCCACUAUUGUGAUGGCAUGAUACAGGUAAAGAGCAGCGGGGAAGGAUUGAUGCAGCCACUGCGACGCACGGGUUUUUCCACGUGCACACUUUGUGACUUCACACGCGACGCUUCUCACAUUGUUUCUGUAUGAUUCACUCGCAGGUAAUAUGGUGACGCUGUUGAGCACUAAUGCGCCUAUGGUACUGCUGGGAACAAGUAUUGAUCCGAGACCGGCCAGUCGCUAGUCGUGCACUUGUUGAUGUUCGUAACAAAACACGCCCGUUUGAUCUCAAAUGUUGUCAGGGCUAAAGCCGUGUGAGGGGAGCCCGAAUUACACAUCAAUUAGUGCACCGUCCACAUGAUACAAUGACGUCAUGACGUUCGCAGUUGGUACACGUCACGCCUGAUGACGUCAUAACUCUGUACACGUCGGUUGAUGUUCGUCAGCACAGCUACUAAAUGUCUGUUCACGGAAAUUUCGAUAGCGCUCGGCUAGUCGUUAUGUAAAAAGGGCUUGCUGUUCGUGAUAUUUUUACAAUAAGCGCUACAGAUUAAAAUUGUUGAGAAAUUGUUGGCUACCGCUUAUUGUCAAUAAGCUAUGAUUACUGAAGUUGAGUGUGUAAACUUCGCAUAUCACGCAUAUAUCGCAUAUCGUGAGCGGGCGAUACUUGUGGACUUUAUAGUUUUGUGAUCGUGUAAAUUGCUAGCGCUCGCCGUUCAUACGAAAACAGAAACCUACAGUGAUAUUACCGUCCAAUGGUUUCUACAACUUGGUGACAUGUAGAACUAGUUGGUGCAGUUAGCUCUAGUCUGUUGGUGUUUGCACGCAUGCACAAAGUGAUACCUCUGUACAAACGAGCGCCAUUCCGCCCGCGGCGGUCCGCUAACGUCUCUUGUUCUGCGCUGAUCUGAGCUGUUGUGUUCACUCGUGGCACGGGCUGACCAAUAAGCGCACAUUCGAUAAUGAUGUAAAUAAUAAACCAAAUUAUUACAAAUGCAUUCAAAUAUAUUCAAAAAGACACACAAAGCUUUCGGUUCAUAGAACCUUGAUCACUGUGCAAAUGAGUAUAACAAUCGCUGUAACCGUCUAAAAAUUCUUUGAAAUUAAUCAGCCGCGUGUUUUCUUCUUCUGCUGGUCUACCACCGAUUUUGCUGCCAUUGACGA